Messenger RNA from Notolabrus celidotus (New Zealand spotty), 2766 nucleotides. RefSeq names its product ALG6 alpha-1,3-glucosyltransferase (gene alg6). The coding region runs from base 131 to 1648 and encodes 505 amino acids. Gene Ontology annotation, cellular component: endoplasmic reticulum membrane. Gene Ontology annotation, molecular function: dolichyl pyrophosphate Man9GlcNAc2 alpha-1,3-glucosyltransferase activity. The transcript is spliced from 14 exons. The record is from RefSeq and is a predicted model, not a curated record. Gene Ontology annotation, biological process: protein N-linked glycosylation. NCBI's taxonomy places the organism in Eukaryota, Metazoa, Chordata, Actinopteri, Labriformes, Labridae.
AUGAGAACGGGUGACGCAGUCUUGGUAGAUGACGUAUACAGGAAAUGUGAAGAAGCUUCAAAAAGUGUCUGAAUGAACCAACUUUUUGCGUUUCUUUCUCCCCCGUUAGCUUAUUUUACUCGUCGAGAAUAUGGAAACGUGGAGUCUUGUUACACUUUGUGUGUUGCUCGGCGUUGUUACGAGAUGGGGCGUUUCGCUGAAUUCAUAUUCAGGGGCGGGGAAACCUCCCAUGUUUGGAGACUAUGAAGCUCAAAGGCACUGGCAAGAAGUGACCUACAACCUCCCUCCAAAGGAAUGGUACUUCAACACCACUGACAAUGACUUGUACUACUGGGGUCUAGACUAUCCUCCUCUUACGGCCUACCACAGCCUGAUCUGUGCUCAUGUGGCUAAGAUAAUAAACCCUGAAUGGGUGGAGCUGCAUUCAUCCAGAGGUUAUGAAAGUGCAGCACACAAGUUAUUUAUGAGGGCAACAGUUCUGGUGGCAGAUUUGUUGAUUUACAUCCCUGCUGCGGUUUUAUACUGUUUAUACCUGACGGAAGGAUCUUCUAUGAAAAAGGUUUCCACACUGCUCUGCUUCCUCCUUUAUCCAGGACUAAUCCUCAUUGACUACGGACAUUUUCAGUACAAUGCAGUGAGUCUUGGCUUUGCCCUGUGGGGUGUUCUGGCUCUGGGUCUGAGCUGGGACGCGUUUGGCUCCAUGGCCUUCUGCCUGGCUCUCAGCUACAAACAGAUGGAACUGUACCACGCUCUGCCCUUCUUCUGCUACCUGCUGGGGAAGUGUGUCAAACUGGGCCUGUUGGGGAGAGGGUUUUUUCUGUUGGUGAGAAUUGCCUCAACAGUGUUGGUGACCUUUGCCCUCUGCUGGCUUCCCUUCCUGUCUGACCCCAGUCAAGCCUUGCAGGUGGUCAGGAGGAUCUUUCCCGUGGCACGCGGUCUGUUUGAGGAUAAGGUGGCCAACACAUGGUGCAGCUUGAACAUCCUGAUAAAGAUCAGAUCCAUUCUGUCCAGUGACACUCAGAUCUACCUCAGCACUGCCUGCACUCUUCUAGCAGUUCUUCCUUCCUGUGUCAGACUUCUGAUGAAGCCGACCCUCUGGCAGUUUAAACUAGCUUUGGUUAAUUCAUCUCUAGCAUUUUUCCUUUUCUCCUAUCAAGUCCAUGAGAAGUCUAUCCUCUUGGUUGCCUUGCCUGCUUGUCUCCUGCUGAAUGACCUCCCCCUGAUGGUUAUUUGGUUCCUGCAGGCCUCUACUUUCAGCAUGCUGCCUCUGUUACUGAAGGACGGUCUGCUUGUGCCCUAUGUUGUCACAUCGCUGGCCUUCCUCUUCUUCAGCAUCUAUCUGCUGUCUGCACUGGAGAACUGUACGGAGGAAGAGCUGAAGCUGGGAGCCUAUCAUAAGCUGCUCUUCUUCUUACCUAAACUGGACCUGGCCUGUAUCGUAAGAUGGAAGUUCUACAUCAGUGUCACAGUCAUGGCUGGUCUGAGCUUCGCGAGUGUGGUGAUGGCUCCUCCCCCACAUCUACCAGAUUUGUUUCCUGUGCUGGUCUCGGUUGUUUCUUUUUGCCACUUCUUGGGGACAUUUCUAUAUUUCACAGUUGUCCAGUUCAGCGAGCCAACCAGCAGAAAGAGCCAGAAGAAGACCAACUAAACAGAAGGUUGUGAGAAGUGAACCCAGCAGAGGAGUUUCAGUUUAUUUUGAGACAGGUAACACUGUGGAGCUAGUUGGAAGGUUUUCACUUGUGCCAUCAUGAAGCCAGUGCAAAUAAAAAUAAUGCUGCAAUGAUAAGUCCACUAAACAUGAAAGUUAAACUCCAACGGUUUAAAAAUUGAAUAAGUUGUGGAAUAAAAAGUCAAUCAUUUGAGGGUUCUGACUUUGCAAAUAUGGACAAUUUCUGCAUUUCUUUUCUUUGAUUUAUAGUAAAUUUAAUGUGUUUGGGUUUUAGACUGGGAGAUUUUGAAUUGUGAUGAACAUUUCCCAGUUUUCUGACCAAUCAAUUAUUAGAAGGACAAUUUAAAGAUUGUUUCUUAAUUUUACAGAGGUUGAUUAGCACCCUUCACAAGUACUUAUUGAGGCAUUUUUGGCUGAAAAUCAAGAUAUUCAACAAACAUGGAAACUGAGGGCGGCUGCAAUAUGAAAUUAAAGGAACAUGUGGUAACAGUUCUACGACUUGGACCAAAUAAACCAGUCUUCUUUGUGAUGUUACUUAAUCUAAAUACUCAGUUUACACCGGUACUUAUCCCACCGUGUCUUACUUUUUGUGAAACAUGAGUCUUUUUUUUUUAAUAUUGUUUUGCUUGGACCAAUGGUUUACCACUCUCUGUUGCUAAACUAUAACUGGCCAAUCUCUAAUACCCAAGCAAGCAACCUGAAGGCAGUUCUCACAUUAGGGUGUAGAUCGGUCUGUGCCUGUAUGAAGCAACAGUAGGUGGCUACAGUAAUCAGCCCACCUGUUGUAAUGUUCAUGUUCGGAGCAUGAGAACAGGUGUUGAUUAAAUCUUUAGCUAACUUUUAAAGCCCCAGCUGAUGGUGCUGCUGGACUCAGUAUCAUGAGGUGUUCCUGUUACUUUUGUCUUCUUUCAGUACCUCUUUCUGGGUUGUAAUUCAGUGCCUACCUGAUGGGUCUGGACUCAGGUCUGGCAGUAACGGUUUAGUAUCAACCAUACAUGUGAACUUUUCUAAAGCUUUUCUACUGUAUAUUUUUAUCCAUUGUUGAAGUAAUUUUGUACAAACUUGUGAAAAUAAAUAAAAAAUCUCAAUGACCUGAA